AUGGCCGACCAGCGCGGCUGCGUGUUCCCCUACAAGAAGAAGGGUGAGGUGCACCGCUGGCACGUGCGCUUUCCCGGCCAGGGGGUGAAGGACUAUGUCGCUUCCGUGGUGAAGGAGGAGCAUGCUCUGGCAGAGGAGCUCUUGACACACCUCAGGUGCCAGACCGGCGAGCAAAGCAACGCUGAUCUCCGCAAGGUGUGCCAGGAUCAGCUGGCGGUUCUUCGGCGCGCGAGCGCAGCGCAGCCCGCUGCCAGCUCAUGCAGACCAGAAGAAGCUGAGGAGGUGGCUGAGCCAGUUCAGACCCCGACGGCAGCAGCACCAGCAGCAGCAGGGAGAGGAGGAGGCGAAGCUGAUCCAGCUGUGCUGCCGCCUGCGACCUUACCUGCAGAUGAGGGCGCACCGCCCCAGAUUUCGAUUGAAUGCGAAAUCUGCUGGGAGCCCUUCAACGAGUGCAGCCGAGCGCCGUUCCUGUCCAAGUGUGGCCACACCUUCUGCCAAAGCUGCAUGAAGAAGAUCCUCGGGUCAAGUCAGUCCUAUGACUGCCCCAAGUGUCGAAAAACCUUCACGGCGGAUCAGUGCAUGAAGAAUGUUUGGAUCAUCCAGAAUCUUGAUGCCUUGGUCCAGCGAAGAGCGAGGAGCAGACCGAACUCAGAGGAGGAAGCUGCAUCUGCAGUGCCCGCUCAGGCCCAGGCCUUAGGGGAGGUCUUGGGGACCUCCGAGCCCCGUCGUGCGAAAAGGAGAAGAGUCAACGAGCCGGGCUUCGCGGAUCCCUCGUCGGAAAGAGAAGCCCCGGCAAGACCCAGGCCUCCGGUGCCAGCUGGAACGCCGCGAGCUCCACAGCCGGGUCCGGUGAACCGUCCCAGACCUGCAGAUCCUGGGCGUGCGGCACCACGCGCCGGCCAAGGAGGUGCUCAAGCUUCGGAGGCAGGACGCAUGAGGCUCUCGAGGCCGGCUUUGAGCCAUGGGAGCUUGCGGCGUCUUGCUCCUCGAACUUCUCUGCCCGAAAGCAAGAUCGCCGUGGCAGUGCCGGGGAGCUUGAUGGGUCGAGUCAUCGGUCCCGGUGGUUCCGUGAUCCAGGCUGCACAGCGAACCUUCGGCGUGAAGGUUAGCUGCGAAGGCGACAAGGUGCACAUUUCGGGUCAGAUGGCAUCCGUCGAGUCUUGCGCCCAAGCCCUCCACGCUUACGUGAAGAGGAACUCCGAAACGACGGACGAGAUCCCGGUGCCAAAGGUAGUGGCAGGAGUGUUCUGGCCCGCGGACCUGCGUGCCGUCGAGCGACAGGCAUGCACUGAGGUGCCAACAGAACAGGAAGUCUUCCUCGAGAAGCGGCAAACAUUGCGUGUGGACCUCGAGAAGGACUCAGAUGUCGCGCGGUUCCGGCUCAUUGGCACUGGUGCAGCCGUCCAAGUCGGCGUGGCGAAGCUGAAGGAGCGCGUGGAUGCCAUCAAGGUGCAGGAGAUGGAGGUUCCUGUGAACGAGCAGGUUGUGGAAGUUAACGAGCUGGUCAGCAUGAUUCGCUCCAUGAGCGGCAAGCGGGGCAUCUCCAUCGAACCGAGCGCAGAGGCAGGAUACUUAAAGGUUAGGACAGCGUCCUCCACUGCGGCCAUGGCCAUGGCCGCGGAAGAGGAUACUGCCUUCGUCGUUGCAAACAUCUUAAAGGGCCGCUUCGGCCAUGGCGGUGACUUCACGGUGGUCAUGGAAGAGCAGGCAAUGAAGUAUCGAAGCCAAGAAGCCGCUUCGCUUCAAUCGGAGUGGUUCAAGCUCGAGGCUCUGGAAGGCAAUUUCUACAACCGCUUGCGCCAUGCGGUCUUGGCAUGGCGGCUGGUGGCCGCAGUAUCAGACAUGGUGGAGAUAGCCGGUCACACGCGCGCAGCAGAUGGAGAAGAUCGUCGACGACUUCCAUCGGUCUUUGGGCAAAAUGCCGCCUUCUUGGCAAUGUGUGAGAGCGAUGUCAGGGAAGAUGAUGCGCAUAGCUGCCCGGCCGGCUUCUUCGUGUUCUUGGCUUCAGGUUCGGCGGAUUACCGGCAAAAGACCCUUCUCAGAGUGCCGCGAGGCGAGGACGCUGCCAAAGAGACACCGCCCAGCGAAGUUGCUGCAGCGCCCUGCACCCCUCCAGAUGUCGCCACGCCGAGGUCGAGGUCUCGAUCUCCCAAGCCCGGCAGGCUGCACCGAAGCUCCCAAGCUGGCCAGGCUCGGCCCCAGCUUCGACGUGCAAGCGGUCUAGCGGGGCGUCCCUCGGGCAUUCGCUGCUCUCUGGCGCACAGGGCAUCCUUCCUUCACCGUGGCUUCGCUAACCCGGAGGCGGAGACAUGUUGGCUUUCCUGCCUCUUCCAAUCGCUCUGGCACUCGGUGGUGUUUCACCAGGCCUUCGAUGAGCACCUGCGCCUCUCAGAUCAGUGCCUGGGUCCCGAGGAGCAUGUCCUGGCAGCGCUGCAGGCCACAUGGGCUGACUAUGGGACGACCUCAGGCGAGGGUCAAGCUGAAGGACAGCCGAGCCAGGCAUCGCUGGUACCUGCGGAAGGUCUCGCCGAGGCGUUCGGCGAAGGCUAUGGAGACAUGUCCGAAGCACUUGCCCGCAUCCAGGACGAGCUUUCCAUGUCUGGCAGCCCAGAAGCAGUGGCCAUCGCCGAUCGGAUGGUCUUGGUUCCCCUUUGUGGUUCGGCCUCGGGCGCUUUGCCUGGGCCUGCGGAGGCUGCGGUACUUGCCCAGGAGUGGCAAGUCGCGAACUCUCCCCUGAUAGCCGUGGACCUGACUUUGCCCACGCCCACUGCAGAAGAGUGCCAGCUCUUGGCAGACAUGUGGGUCCCCCGUGGUUCGGAGGCUGCUUCACAAGCGAGCAGCCAGUCCAGUUCGUCAGAUUCUGGUCUGCAAAGCACGCAUCGACUGGUCGCCCUCGUGUGCUUCAUGUGGAAUUUGCGACAUUAUGUCGCCUUCUGUUGCAGACAGAGCGACCCCAGCAGCUGCGUUUUCUUCAACGAUUUGCCUUGCCUCACACCGGGUGCACCUAAAGAGAUUGGCUGGAGAGACGUGCCGAAGCUUUGCAGCGAGCAUUGCCUGAUGCCCCGUCUCCUCCUGUAUGAAUCUCGAUCUGCCGCGGAAGAUGCAUGUCGCUCCAGACUAAAGUUUAAAUCGGACUGA
Symbiodinium sp. CCMP2456 is the source of this 3138-nucleotide messenger RNA. The record is from the annotation of a GenBank genome assembly. NCBI's taxonomy places the organism in Eukaryota, Dinophyceae, Suessiales, Symbiodiniaceae.